GCCUGAACCAAUAUGGAUCUUAUUCCUUGCAUCUGAAGUAUAGCACCAACUCCUAAUUAGAUCUCACCUGAGCCCAAAGUCUCUCUGAAUCCAACUCUCCCUUGAUGAUGAGCUUUAUUUUUUGAGAUAAAUGAUAUAGCAUUAAACUCAAGGUGAUUGAGUGUGAUGCAGUAGUGAGGCGGAGGCCAGCCAAUGGAGCGCCUUUCUCCGCCCCCCCCAGCCCACAGAGCCUGCGCCACUCACACUGAAGACAACUGGACUGUUCUUGCUUUGUGGGGUUUUGAUGCACUCUGUUUGUGGACUGUAAUGUUUCUAUCUCUCAGGAGUUUGAUAUUGCACAGGAAGAGACAGCCCUAGUGGUGGGGGAGGGUCUUAUUGCUCCUUGACGAAGGGGAUGUGAACUGGGAGGGUACAUCUCAGUUCAGAUGAUAACUUGUAAACAUGUAAUGCAUGCUCAAAGGCAGUUUGUUCAUUUUAUUUUAGAAGUGUUUUUUGUUGCCAGUAUACAAAUGGUUUAUUAGUAAAAAUAACAUUCAGCUGUGGCUGUUGGUUUUAGAGACAUUUUUGAGGCCCACAGGUACUGGGCUCUUGUUGAAAAGCAGCUGCUUACUUAUGUUCAGGAAGGGAAGGUGUAGGUAGACUUUCAGAGCUAAGCAUUCUGGUUCUGUGUCCGUAUUAACUGCUUGGUUUCCUCUCCUCUUUCUUCCUCCCUGGUGUUUGUGUUGCAGAAUCCUGAUGGGAAGAUGAUGCAGAUUAAUUUGACCGGCUUUCUGAAUGGGAAGAAUGCUCGGGAGUUCAUGAAGGACCUCUGGCCGCUGUUGCUAAGUGCCCAGGAGAACAUUGCUGGUAUCCCAUCUGCCUUCCUGGAGCAGAAGAAAGAGGAGAUCAAACAGAGACAGAUUGAACAGGAAAAACUUGCCUCUCUGAAAAAAGUAGAUGAGGAUAAAAGAGAGAAAGAGAGCAAAGAAAGAGCUCAGUCAAAAAGCCCUAAAAGGAGGAAGUCACGUUCCCCUGUGAAACGUGACCGCAAGUCCAGUCCCUCUCGAUCUCCUCGCCGUAAACCAAGCCCAGCUGCCUCACCUUCUUCCAGUCCGCCCAAUCAUAAAGAAGAACCAAAGCAAGAACCGGACCAAUCCGAGAGCUCCAAACCAGAGCCGCUCAUUCAGGAGGCUUCCUCUACUAGUGAUCUUGUGGGUGACAUAAAGCCGGACUCUGUGUCUGAGGCUGUGAAAGAGUCAUCUCCAGAUAAAACGUCCAAGUCAGAAGACAGGCCCAAACCCAGAGACAGGGACAGAGAGAAGGAUGGACGUAGAGAUCGCCCACGUCACCGCUCCCGCUCUCGUUCACCUCGCUCUCGUAGACGACCUCGAUCCCGCUCUAGGUCAUUCUCUCCUCGUCGCAGAGCUAGUCCCAGGAGGCGAAUCUCUCCAAGACGUCGGAGUCCUCCUCGACGAAGACCACCCUCUAGACAUAGACGUAGCCGCUCACCUGUCCGCAGGCGGCGCUCUCGCUCCCGGUCAUCCUCUGGUAGUUCCUCCUCUCGAUCACCCCAUAAGAGAGCAGGGAAACGUGGGUCAGCUACACCGCCCAGAAAACUUCCACGUCGCUCUGACCCCUCCAGCCCUUCCAGAAGACGAGGUCGUAGUCCUUCAGGAUUAGACGCCAGCCCUUCAGCUGUGAAGCACAGGCCUGGUGGAAGAAACGACUCUCGCUCUCCUUCUCCUAAACCCAGGCGGUCUGAUGCAUCAGAGUCCGAGGAGGAGAAGGUGGGCAAAGGGUCAACAGCAGAUUCUGUCCAGCAGCGGCGUCAGUAUCGCAGACAGAAUCAGCAGUCUUCUUCAGACUCUGGUUCAUCCUCUUCCUCUGAAGAUGAAGGUCCACGGAGGCAGAAUAGGGGGGCAGGUGCCAGGAAUGGAGAAAUCAGAAGGCGACGGAGCCAUUCACCUGCAUCACCACGGAGAAGGCACAGAGAUGCAUCCCCAAGAAAGAGACGUUCUCCAUCACCUGCUGGCCGCAGACAUCGCUCACCUUCUCCUGUUCGUCGCCGCAGAUCACCCUCUCCUCUUCCAAGACGCAGAUCUCCAUCUCCACCUCACCGGCGUUUCACUCCCCCAAUUCAGCGCCGAUACAGCCCCUCUCCUCCCCCAGCUCAGAAGAGACGUUCAUCAGGGUCUCCUCCAAAGCGCAGAAGGUCUCCAUCCCCUGUGUCCAAGCGUAGGGGCUCUCCUUCCCCUGUUUCAAAACGCAGAGGGUCUCCAUCGCCCGUGUCCAAGCGCAGAGGGUCUCCUUCACCUGUGUCUAAACGCAGAGCGUCUCCCUCACCUGUUGCGAAGCGCAGAGCAUCUCCCUCACCCAUUGCUAAACGACGAGGGUCUCCUUCACCUGUGUCCAAACGAAGAGCAUCUCCCUCACCUGUUGCUAAACGCAGAGGAUCUCUCUCACCCGUAGCCAAGCGUAGAGGGUCACCCUCUCCUGUGGCCAAACGUCGUUCCUCUCGAUCCCCGAAACGGAGUCGUGGCAGCAGUCCAGGAAAAAGACGUACUCCGCCCUCUUCUGCCUCACCCCCACCCCGCCACCGUAGAAGUCCCCCUGCAGCCCAACGUGGCAGAGAUACUCGCUCUUCUCCCCCUUCCCACAGCACUCGAGUGUCUUCCAGUCCCCCGGCUCGAUACGGUGCCUCUGGUUCGUCCCCACAGAGACAAAGACGUCAGACAUCCCCGUCUCACAGCACCAGACCCAUUCGCAGGGUCUCCCGCACACCAGAGCCGCGCAAAUCUCAGAGAGGUUCUCAGAGCCCCCAGCCAGUAAGGAGACAGGUUUCACGUUCUCCAUCUGCUUCUCCACCUCCUGCUCCAGCGGCUCACAAGCGGUCGGCCUCUGUCUCGCCUUCUCGCUCUGCCAGCCGUUCUCCACCUCCACCUGCCAAAAAGAACAGCAGCGUCUCCCCGAGCCCAUCACCUAACAAGAACUCAGAUGCAGAAGGUAGUAAGAAGAAGAAAAAGAAGAAAGAAAAGAAACACAAGAAAGAGAAGAAACACAAGAAGCAUAAGAAACAGAAAAAGGAGAAGAGUGGAGAAGAGAAGAGUGGCAGCGCGGCAGGAGGACAUGGACAGGAAGCAGAGCCAGAUUCUGAUCAGAAAAAGGAAUCAGAGAGUGAAGUAGAAGACAGUUUGGAUGAUCUGGAGAAGCAACUACGUGAGAAAGCUCUCCGCUCAAUGAGGAAGGCCCAGAUGUCUCCAUCAUCUCAGUCCUGAGGAAAUAUCCACCACACCCCACAUUUCCCUCUUUCUCUUCCACUCUCUGCAUUUUAAAUGUUUGAUGUUGGUUCAGCUUUAGAAUGUACAAAUUGUUAAAAUUCACCCUAGACUUUUGUUUGUCUGGAUUUUUUUUUUUGGCAUGUUUAUAGCUGAGGAGUUUUAUGAUGUGGAUUCUCAGAUUCUCCCUUCCUUUCCAUCCUUAAAUACUGUCAACUUUAUCUGAAAAAAAAAAAAAAAAAAAAAUCCUUUUUUAGUCCCCGGCCCCCCUCAUAAUUCCUGUGUUGCUUUUAUGGUCAUGAUGAAACAUUGAAAAGCUUAUUUGCUGUUCUGAGUUAAUAAUGUACAAGUUAGCCUAUGGAUUCUCUCUUCACUUCAAGCAGGACUUUUUACAAGAGUUUUGUUUGCGUGGACGGCAGACCCAGCGUGUUUGUCCUCUUGUGUGCAUGAUACAUAAAUGAAAAAACCUAGAGAGCUGAUCCGGCAGGCUGCUCUCUGUUUGUCCUGAGCAUUGUGGCAGCGCUCAAGCUCUACUGUGCACUUGAGAACAAAUCAGUGAAGUCUGUUUUCAUCCUUUAUUUUUUGCUUUAUAUUUUUUUUGUAACCUAAGUUGUGUUUGAAAUUGUUGAACCCUGCAGUAAUUUCUGGCUUUGAAUAAAGUCACAUUAAAAUGAA
This is a messenger RNA of Puntigrus tetrazona (Sumatra barb), 3929 nucleotides long. It is a transcript of the gene srrm1, whose product is annotated as serine/arginine repetitive matrix 1. The transcript is spliced from 15 exons. NCBI's taxonomy places the organism in Eukaryota, Metazoa, Chordata, Actinopteri, Cypriniformes, Cyprinidae. The coding region runs from base 744 to 3254 and encodes 836 amino acids. Gene Ontology annotation, biological process: regulation of mRNA splicing, via spliceosome; mRNA processing. Gene Ontology annotation, cellular component: spliceosomal complex. Gene Ontology annotation, molecular function: RNA binding. The record is from RefSeq and is a predicted model, not a curated record.